Molecule: messenger RNA, 1112 nt
Organism: Vigna angularis (adzuki bean)
Lineage: Eukaryota; Viridiplantae; Streptophyta; Magnoliopsida; Fabales; Fabaceae
Product: xyloglucan endotransglucosylase protein 6
Exons: 4
Coding region: 150-1019 (289 amino acids)
Biological process (GO): cell wall biogenesis; xyloglucan metabolic process
Cellular component (GO): cell wall; apoplast
Molecular function (GO): hydrolase activity, hydrolyzing O-glycosyl compounds; xyloglucan:xyloglucosyl transferase activity
Source: RefSeq, a predicted model, not a curated record
CUUAACACCCACAGGCCUAUCUCGUGAGCGCUCACAGCGAAAGCAUUUUGAGUAGAGAACCAGAAGAAGCUUCACUUCAGUCUGUUCGUUUCUCAGUUGCAUAGAAUCUGACCCUUGUUUUGUUAUUUUCUUUCGUCUUUACCAUAACAAUGUCGAAGAUGUUGGGACUGUUUGUUGGUCUUUUGUUUCUGGGGUUGGCUGCUUCUGUCAAGUUUGAUGAACUCUUCCAACCCAGUUGGGCCAUGGACCAUUUCAUCCAUGAAGGAGAACUCCUCAAACUCAAACUUGAUAACUAUUCUGGUGCUGGGUUUGGAUCCAAGAGCAAGUACAUGUUUGGGAAAGUGGCCAUCCAACUCAAGCUUGUGGAGGGUGACUCAGCCGGAACCGUUACUGCAUUUUAUAUGUCAUCAGACGGUCCAACUCACAACGAAUUUGAUUUCGAGUUUCUGGGCAACACCAGUGGAGAACCAUACUCGGUGCAAACGAACGUGUACGUGAACGGUGUUGGUAACAGGGAGCAGAGGCUCAACCUCUGGUUCGACCCCACCAAGGACUUCCACACCUACUCCAUCUUCUGGAACCAGCGCCAAGUUGUAUUCGAAGUGGAUGGGACGCCAAUAAGGGUGCAUACAAAUCUUGAACACAAGGGAAUUCCUUUCCCAAAGGACCAAGCCAUGGGUGUAUACAGCUCAAUAUGGAACGCAGAUGACUGGGCCACACAGGGUGGUCGAGUGAAGACAGAUUGGAGCCACGCACCCUUCUUUGCCACCUACAAGGACUUCCAAAUCGACGCCUGCGAGUGUUCCGUGCCAGUCACAUCGACUGCUUCUGCCAACAAAUGUAACAGCAGUGAGGAUAAGAAGUAUUGGUGGGACGAACCCACACUGUCGGAACUGAACCUGCACCAGAGCCACCAGCUUAUGUGGGUUAGGGCUAACCAUAUGGUCUAUGACUACUGCACUGACACUACUAGGUUUCCGGUCACACCUGCCGAGUGUGUCCAUCAUCGUCACAACUGAAGACAACAAACCCUGUUAACAUGUCCUUCAUGUUUAACUAUGUAAUAUAUUUUCCGUAGUCUUAUCUUAUGGUAAUUCUUUUAUUUUGUUGCA